Tuber melanosporum (Perigord truffle) is the source of this 1415-nucleotide messenger RNA. RefSeq lists its product as uncharacterized. Lineage: Eukaryota; Fungi; Ascomycota; Pezizomycetes; Pezizales; Tuberaceae. The transcript has 9 exons. The record is from RefSeq and is a predicted model, not a curated record. Bases 166 to 1206 code for a protein of 346 amino acids. Gene Ontology annotation, molecular function: zinc ion binding; oxidoreductase activity.
CUUCCUUCCUUCACCCCCCCCCCUCCGUUGCCCCGUCCGCCGGGGGUGGUAGUGGUGGUUGCUUGAUAGAAUAGAGAUGCUGUGCCCGUGGUCAGGGCUUGGGGAUAUAAAAGACUUCUCUUUUCCCCCGGACAUGAUCUUCAUCUUCCUCAAUCAAUUCAUCCAAUGUCUCUUCCAGCAACCAUGAAGGCUCUCCGCUACGACAAGCCAGAGUCGUAUGCUGUUGUUGAAGUCCCGUUGCCUACGCUUCGUGAUAACGAUGUUUUGAUCAAAGUCAAGGCUUGCGGUGUCUGUGGAACUGAUCUGCAUAUUCACGAGGGUGAAUUCAUCGCAAAGUUCCCAUUGAUUCCUGGACAUGAAACUGUUGGUGUUGUUGCUGCCGUCGGAAAGGACGUCAAGGGAUUUGAGGUUGGUGAGCGCGUAUGCGCUGAUAACUCGGAGCUCUGCAACGAGUGCUUUUACUGCCGUCGUGGACAACUCUUGCUGUGCGAGAAGUUCGAGGCUCAUGGUGUCACCAUGGACGGUGGUUUCGCCGAGUACUGCGCGUACCCCGCCGGAAAAGUGUUCAAGAUUCAAAACCUGACCGACGUCGAUGCUACCCUCCUUGAGCCUGCUUCAUGCGCUGCUCAUGGUCUUGAGAAGAUCGCCCCCAAGAUCGGUUCUUCUGUGCUCAUGUUCGGUGCUGGACCGACUGGCCUCUGUCUUGCUCAGCUCCUCCGCCACAAUGGUGCUUCGCACGUCGUCAUCGCUGCCCCAGAGGGCUUGAAGAUGGAUUUGGCUAAGAAGCUCGAUUGCGCCGACAUCUAUGUUCCUCUUUCCAGGAGCAAUCCCCAGGAACAGUUCGAGAAGAUUAAGAAUGAUAACCCGUACGGGUUUGACAUUGUUGUUGAGGCUACCGGUUCCCCAAAGAUUCUCGAGGACGCCAUAAACUACGUCCGUCGUGGCGGUAAGCUCGUCGUCUAUGGUGUCUAUAGCGACUCUGCUCGUGUCUCGUGGCCGCCGAGCAAGAUUUUUGGAGACGAAAUCACCAUCAUUGGCUCCUUCUCGGAGACCUACAUGUUCCCUGCCACAAUCGGCUACCUCGACACUGGAAAGGUCAGGGUUGAAGGUAUUGUGAACAAGACUUACAAACUCGAGCAAUGGGGUGAGUGUCUGGAGGCGAUGAGGAACAAGUCUGCCAUCAAGGCUGCCAUUGUCUUUGAUUAGAUUUAGUUUUUCUGGCCCCCUUUCUUUUUUUUCACUUUUUUUUUUCAUUCUUUUUUUUUUUAUGGAACACUACAGAUACUUGGCUAGAUGUUUAACAAUGAAUGAUGGGUGGGAAGAACCUUUCGUUAUUUGUACCUAGGUAGUUCUAGUAGCCUGAGUUCUAUCAUUGGGGUUUCCAAAAAAAAAAAAAUUUAACAAAAUAAGGUUAA